UUGGACGUGGUGUCUUUCCCGUGGAGGCAGCUGUGUGUGCAUGUGUGUGUGUGUGUGUGUGUGUGUGUGUGUGAGAGCCCUGUCCUGAUUGGCUGACACAGGUCCUCCCUCCCCCUUUUAAAAGCCUCCUUUCUCACCUGAGUUACAAAAUAGCCUCGACUCCUCAAGCGUUCACUUCUUCCAUAUCAAGAGCUUCUUUUCAUUUGGUUUUUCUGCGGAUCUUUCCAGCGAGUCUCACCAAAGAUCAGGGCAACAUUUCAAGGAGCGCGACUUUAAAGGAGCCGAACAACAAAAGUGAGCAUCCUCCUCUCGCCAGCCGUCAGCUGCGAUGCCGAGCGUUGUGGAUCGGAUGGAGCUGAGGAAAGUGUCGACGGAGGCCGACGACGACAGCACGGACAGUUUGGACGAUCGUUUCGCGGAGCCCAUCGAUGCGGAGAAGGCCACCAUCAACAGUCACUUCAUCGACGAGAACGAGGACGGCGAGAGCCAGAAGUUCCUGGGGAACGGCAUGAUGAAGAAGAAGAAGUACGAAGAGUACCACGAAGAAUAUCAUCCAGGACACACCUCCUUUGGCAUGUCCGUCUUCAACUUGAGCAACGCCAUCAUGGGCAGCGGCAUCCUGGGCCUCUCCUACGCCAUGGCCAACACCGGCAUCGUCCUCUUCACAUUCCUCCUUAUCGGUGUUGCCGUCCUCUCCUUGUAUUCCGUACAUCUGCUUCUCAUGACGGCUAAAGAAGGAGGGUCUCUCAUCUAUGAAAAACUGGGAGAACGAGCGUUCGGCUGGCCCGGGAAAAUAGCAGCCUUCGGAUCCAUAAUAAUGCAAAACAUUGGAGCCAUGUCCAGCUACCUCUUCAUCGUGAAGUACGAGCUGCCGGAAGUGAUCCGAGCCUUCUUGGGCUUGGAAGAAAUUACCGGUGAAUGGUACCUUAAUGGAAACUACCUGGUGAUUUUUGUGUCCAUGGGGAUCAUUCUCCCCUUGUCGCUACUUAAAAAUCUGGGUUACUUGGGCUACACCAGCGGCUUUUCUCUGUCCUGCAUGGUCUUCUUCCUGGGAGUUUUGAUCUACAAGAAAACCCAGCUGCCGUGCCCGCUCCCCUUCCUGGACUCGCCCGCCGCUAACCUCAGCAUGAACGCCUCACACAUGCCGGGCGCCUACGCCGCGCACAACCGCUCGGCGCAGAUGGACUUCUCGCGAGCCGACGUCUCCCCGGCCGUCACCCACGCCGCCCACGCCUCCACCGGUGUCCACUUUGAGCCGCACCCCGAGGACGAGGACGCGUGCACGCCCAAGUACUUUGUCUUCAACUCCCAGACGGCAUACACGGUGCCCAUCCUGGCCUUUGCCUUCGUGUGCCACCCCGAGGUGUUGCCCAUCUACAGCGAGCUGAAAGAUCGCAGCAGGAAGAAGAUGCAGAACGUGUCCAACCUGUCCAUCCUGGCCAUGCUGGUCAUGUACAUGAUGUCGGCGCUCUUCGGCUACCUCACCUUCUACGACAACGUGGAGGCGGAGCUACUGCACACCUUCACCAAGGUGUACAAGUUUGACACGCUGCUGCUGAUGGUGCGCUUGGCGGUUCUCACCGCCGUCACGCUGACUGUUCCCAUCGUGCUCUUCCCUAUCCGCUCCUCCAUCACCACCUUGCUGUUCAGCGGGCGAGGGUUCAGCUGGGCUCGCCACAUGAUCAUCGCCGCCGCCAUCUUGGCCUUCAACAACAUGCUGGUCAUCUUCGUCCCCACCAUCCGGGACAUCUUCGGCUUCAUCGGUUCCUCGGCAGCCACCAUGCUCAUCUUCAUCCUCCCCGCGGCCUUUUACCUGCGCUUGGUGAAGAGUGUACCCAUGCGCUCGCCACAGAAGAUUGGGGCGGCCGUCUUCCUGGUGGUGGGAAUCGUCUUCAUGAUUGGCAGCUUGUCGCUCAUCGUGCUGGACUGGAUCCACAACCCGCCGGGCUCCAGCGGGGGGCACUAAGCAAGCGUCCUCCCUGACCCGCCCUGCAACAACAUCUGGAAGGAGGCCUCAGACACCGAGCAUGUUCUCCACUUCCGCCCACGGAAACACCAUCACUGCUAUUUGCCCCACUCACCCGUCAGCGCGGGGGACAUUUGGGACAACACGGAGCACUUCCCAGCGUAGGACUCGCACAUGUACGCCGCUCCAUCUGCUGCUCUCUUCAAUGUGAAGGACUUGCCAAAGUCUGCAUGCACAUACCCAAACUCCAGUCCACCAUCCUCAAACUGUCCCACCCUGGACCAGGUGAAGAUGCUUCCAGUAUUAUCUGAACACCACCUGUACAUACUUACCUGUCUACUGAAAAGUGUUCAACCGCCUGCUCCACAAACAGAUCCUUUCCAGUAGAAGAAGGGAAUAUUUUCACACCAUGCAGAGGUCAAAGCAGCGUUUGGAGCUUCCUUUAAUUGAUGGUUGGGCCCAACUACGGGAAUAUUGUGCCUUUUUCACCCUUUGGCCCCUUAUCAUCGCGAAUAUUACAACAACACCGCCUUUCCUUUGUGCUGCACAAUGUUGUUAUUGACCCAUCUCCAAACCUUUGUGCUGCAAACUAUUAGAGUUGUAUGCUACUACAGGGUUUCCAUUAAAAGUCGUUAAAUUAAUGCCUUAAAUAGCAUUAAAAUAAAAUGUAUGCUCUGAAAUUACACGUGCUAUUAGCAAAUAACAAGUCGGCCAUAAAAGGGCAGGCAGCAGUUAAAAUGUCUCUGUCGUGGCCGAAAUAGCAACUUCAGCCGUCAACGUGACGCCACCACAACUGGCAGCUGCUGCUACCACCGCAGAAAAAUAAAUACAAGUAAAUUGUCAGAUUAAUCGGCCUUGAGAGCCAAUUUAAGCUUUUUAACUACCGUAUUUUUCGGAGUAUAAAUCGCUCCGGCCGAAAAUGCAUAAUAAAGAAGGAAAAAAACCAUAUAUAAGUCGCACUGGAGUAUAAGUCGCAUUUUUUGGGGAAAUGUAUUUGAUAAAAGCCAACACCAAGAAUAGACAUUUGAAAUAAAUCAAGAAUAGUGAACAACAGGCUGAAUAAGUGUACGUUAUAUGAGGCAUAAAUAACCAACUGGUAUGUUAACGUAACAUAUUAUGGUAAGAGUCAUUCAAAUAACUAUAACAUAUAGAACAUGCUAUACGUUUACCAAACAAUCUGUCAUUCCUAAUCGCUAAAUCCCAUGAAAUCUUAUACGUCUAGUCUCUUACGUGAAUGAGAUAAAUAAUAUUAUUUGAUAUUUUACGCUAAUGUGUUAAUAAUUUCACACAUAAAUCGCUCCUGAGUAUAAGUCGCACCCCCGGCCAAACUAUGAAAAAAACUGCGACUUAUAGUCCGAAAAAUACGGUACUCAAGAUUAUCAAUGUCAAAUGUUUGCAAUUGGGUCUAUACUGACAAUUGUAGGUUUUUGACAUCAUAUAUGAUAACUAUCUGCAUGGGCAUUAAAAAGCACUGAAUUAGAUGUGCCUAUACCUGCAGAAAGCCUGUAUUAACAACGUGCAGUUUUUAUGUUAUUAACGUUUUAUUAUUCAUGAACUGGUCAAAAUCUCCCCCAACUUGUCCCAAACCUUUGUAAUAGUUAGCCAAAAAAAAUGUUGGCAGCACAGUUUUUCUACUAUUACAGAGUUUCCGCGGGUCAAUAAAAAGCAUUAAAAGGUAUUUUGCAACAAUUAAGGCCUUUAAGGGCUUUAAAUUCGGAAAAAAAAAAUGUAUACGCUGAAAUCAUACAUGCUAUUAGCUAAUAGCAAAUUGGUAAUUAGAGGCAGGCAGCAGAUUUUAUCGACGUGACCAACAAAGCAACUUCAGCUGUCACCGGAGCGCCACCACAACUGGCAGCUGCUGCUACCACUACAGAAAAAUAAAUACAAAUGAAUUAUUGAGAGGCAAUUGUAAUUCACCAGAGAGUAACAGUUCAUGUAAACUUUGUAACUAUUCAAGAUUCUCAGUGUCAAAUGUUUACAAUUGUGUCUAUACUGACAAUUGUAAGUUUUUGACUAAAUAUAAUACCUAUCUGCAUGGGCAUUACAUUUGUUUUAAGUGGCAUUAAAAAGCACUGAAUUAGACGUGCCGAUACCUGCAGAAAGCCUGUAUUAACAAUGUGCAGUUUUUAUGUUAUUAACGUGUUAUUAUUCAUAACCUUGUCAAAAUCUCCCCUAACUUGUCCCAAACGUUUGUGCUGCAAAACAUUUUUCUCCAACUAUUACAGUUUUUAUGUCAUUACAGGGUUUCCACGGGUCAAUAAAAAGCAUUAAAAGUAUUUUUUUCUAAAAUUAAGGCCUUAAAAUGACAUUAGAAAAUAAAAUGUAUACGCUAAAUUCACACAUGCUAUUUGCUAAUAACAAUUGGCGAUUAAAGGCAGGCAGAAGUUUUAUCGACGUGACCAACAAAGCAACUUCAGCUGUCACAGUGACGCCAUCACAACUGGCAGCUGCUGCUACCACUACAGAAAAAAUAAUUAUAAAUUAAUAUAUAUUGGGACGGCGUGGCGCAGUGGAAGAAUGGCCGUGCGUGACCCGAGGGUCCCUGGUUCAAUCCCCACCUAGUACCAACCUCGUCAUGUCCGUUGUGUCCUGAGCAAGACACUUCACCCUUGCUCCUGAUGGGUGCUGGUUAGCGCCUUGCAUGGCAGCUCCCUCCAUCAGUGUGUGAAUGUGUGUGUGAAUGGGUAAAUGUGGAAGUAGUGUCAAAGCGCUUUGAGUACCUUGAAGGUAGAAAAGCGCUAUACAAGUACAACCCUUUUUUUUAAACACAUUUUUUGUUUAACUAUUACAGUUUUUAUGCUAUUACAGGGUUUCCGUAGGUCAAUAAAAAGCAUUGAAAGUCGUUAAGGGUACUUAAAAAAAAAUUAAGGCCUUUAAUUGCAUUAAAAAGCAUUAAAUUCGGCAAAAAAAUGUAUUCGCUGAAAUCACACAUGCUAUUAGCUAAUAACAAAUUGGCAAUUUAAGGCACAUGCCAAAUUUGAUCGACGUGACCAACAUAGCAACUUCAGCUGUCACCGUGACGCCACCACAACUGGCAGCUGCUGCUACAACUACAGAAAAUGUAUAUAUAUAAAUUGUCAGAUUAAACAGUCUUGUUGUGCGCCAAUUGUAAACCAACAGACAGCAACAGUUGAUGUAAACUUUUUAACUCCAGUUUUUAUGUUAUUAACAUGUUUUUAUUCAUAACAUGUCAAAACCUCCCCAAACAUUUGUGCUGCAAACAUUUUUUGUCUAACUAUUACCGUUUUUAUGCUAUUACACGGUUUCCGCAUGUCAAUAAAAAGCAUUCAAAGUCGUUUAAUGUAUUUUUCUAAAAUGAAGGCCUUUAAUUGCAUUAAAAAGCAUUAAAUUAAAAAAAAAUGUAUAUACACGCUGAAAUUACACAUGCUAUUAGCUAAUAACAAAUUGGCGAUUAAAGGCAGGUGCCAACUUUUAUCGACGUGACCAACAAAGCAACUUCAGCUGUCACCAUGAUACCACCCCAACUGGCAGCUGCUGCUACCACUACAGAAAAAAUAUAUAAAUUGUCAGAAUAAACAGUCUUGUUGUGCGCCAAUUGUAAUCCACCAGAGAGCAACAGUUGAUUAAAAUUUUGUAACUAUAGUUUUUAUGUUAUUAACGUGUUAUUAUUCAUAACCUGGCCAAAUUCUCCCCCAACUUGUCCCAACCCUUUGUGCUGCAAACAUUUUUAGUCUAACUAUUACAGUUUUUAUGUUAUUACAGGAUUUCUGCGGGUCAAUAAAAAGCAUAAAAAGUUGUUUAAUGUAUUUAAAAAAAAUUAAGGCCUUUAAAAGCAUUAAAACGCAUUAAAUUCGAAAAAAAAUGUAUACGCUGAAAUCACACAUGCUAUUAGCUAAUAACAAAUUGGCGAUUAAAGGCAAGCGCCAAAUUUGAUCGACGUGACCAACAUAGCAACUUCAGUUGUCACCGUGACGCCACCACAACUGGCAGCUGCUGCUACCACUACAGAAAAAAAAAAUAUAUAUAAAUUGUCAGAUUAAACAGUCUUGUUGUGCGCCAAUUGUAACCCAUCAGAGAGUAACAGUUAAUAUAAACUUUUUUAACUAUAGUUUUCACGUUAUUAACGUGUUAUUAUUCAUAACCAUUCUCCCUGCAACGUUUGUGCUGCAAACAUUUUUAGUUUAACUAUUACAGUUUUUCUGCUAUUACAGGGUUCCCGUAAAUCAAAAAGUAUUAAAAGUCGUUAAAGGUCAUUUUCAAAAAUUAAGGCCUUUAAUUGCAUUAAAAAGCAUUAAAUUCGGCAAAAAAAUGUAUACGCUGAAAUCACACAUGCUAUUAGCUAAGAACAAAUUGGUGAUUAAAGGCAGGCGCCAAAUUUUAUCGACGUGAUCAACAAAGCAACUUCAGCUGUCACUGUGACGCCACCACAACUGGCAGCUGCUGCUACCACUACAGAAAAAAAAAAUAUAUAAAUUGUCAGAUUAAACAGUAUCGUUGUGCGCCAAUUGUAAUCCACCAGAGAGCAACAGUUGACGUAAACUUUUUAACUCUAGUUUUCACGUUAUUAACGUGUUAUUAUUCAUAACAUGUCAAAUUUUUAACUGUAGUUUUUAUGUUAUUAACGUGUUAUUAUUCAUAACCAUCCGCCCCUGCAAACAUUUCUGUCAAACUCUUGUAGUUUUCACGUUACGAAUGCGAAAACAUACAAACUGCAACCAAGGAACGUCGGUGUUAUUUUAACGUUUGCCAGGACAAAUGUGUGCCUUCUCCUCCAUCGAUGGGCCGCGAUUGUUCGGAUAGAAUGGCCCUUCUCUUUUGGCCGCCAACACGUCCGGCCAAAGUAGACGACAUUUUACGGAUCCUUUGCGGAUCUAAAUAGGCGAGGCAAGUAGAUAUUUCAAAUGAAAUAGUGUUUAUGUGCGUGUUUUUGUUGUUCUUUUUGUACAUGCUCUGUAAAUAAUGUGUAUUUUCUCCACUCUGCCAGGGAGUAUCUUCAGUGUUUAUGAACGUCAAGAUGUAUGAGGUGUAACUUGGUGUCUUGCUGUAUGACACUUGUUUGCUUUCCAAUUUCAUUGUACAUUUGUAGAAAAUCAUGUUGACAUUUUUAGCCUGCUGUCGCACCCGGAGACUUCUAUUGGGUUUUAACAAAACAACACAUUAUUGGGUUUGGGCUCCAGGUGGAGAGAAGGUGCUAGAAUGAUCUGAUCUCACCUGCUGCCUUACUUGAACCAUCCUGACUGAAGAAGGACCCUGAAUGAAGGCUACAAGCCCAAAUCCUCACAAUGAAUGUUUCUUCCUCCGCCGCCAACUUGUUCGGGUUCGAAUCCUCGUGCCACAUGCCUGCCCUUCCAAGCGUCUCAGGUGAAAGUUUCCAUCCUGCUUCAGUGUUUUUGCACGGUGGAGCCAAGCUGCUGCUCCCGGUUUAGCGGUUCUCCUCAGUGUUUGGUUCAAAAAGAACGGCGACGGGCUACACGGAGGAUGGACGCCAGCCCGAUGCUGCCUGACGCAGUGCCUUUGUAUCCUGCGGGGGUUGGAAUGAACUGUGUUAAAAAAAAAAAAAAGAAGUACCCACAAAGGGGAUGUUUUUGUAUCAGUGGCGUUGUUUCAUUAUGAUGAAUAAAAAACUGUUAAAAAAGG
Molecule: messenger RNA, 7564 nt
Organism: Nerophis lumbriciformis (worm pipefish)
Lineage: Eukaryota; Metazoa; Chordata; Actinopteri; Syngnathiformes; Syngnathidae
Gene: slc38a4
Product: solute carrier family 38 member 4
Biological process (GO): amino acid transmembrane transport
Cellular component (GO): plasma membrane
Molecular function (GO): L-amino acid transmembrane transporter activity
Source: RefSeq, a predicted model, not a curated record